Messenger RNA from Megalops cyprinoides (Indo-Pacific tarpon), 1623 nucleotides. RefSeq names its product oxytocin receptor (gene oxtra). Gene Ontology annotation, biological process: female pregnancy; positive regulation of vasoconstriction; maternal process involved in parturition. Gene Ontology annotation, cellular component: membrane. The record is from RefSeq and is a predicted model, not a curated record. Lineage: Eukaryota; Metazoa; Chordata; Actinopteri; Elopiformes; Megalopidae. The transcript is spliced from 3 exons. Gene Ontology annotation, molecular function: oxytocin receptor activity; peptide binding; vasopressin receptor activity. Bases 421 to 1587 code for a protein of 388 amino acids.
GAGGCUGGUGGCUGUACUUGCUGGACUAAUGCCUAAUAGGAAACUGCUGGAGAAGUCUUCAGACUGCACAUUUUUAAAAAAGAUGCAUUCGGUAACUGCAAAAACUCAGUGAUUAAUACGCGUGUUUAACAGAAAGUGGUAUUAUUAAGGAUGGAGCUCUUCUGUAUUACAAAAACUACAGCCUUUUUUAGGAUUUAGCCUGCCCCGGGCAUUCAACAGAAGCCAAGCUUCCCCGCAAAGCCGGAAUAAAAUAUUGGCAUUGUACAAAAAUGUAGGUGGGAAAGUCAUUGGUCAGACACAUUCACCUGACACCUGUUAAAUGAAGACAAAAAGACCGAUGAAAAUAACUAAUGUUUGAGAGGUGAAACAGCUGGGAUUGCAGGUUUUAUGAACUCUGAUCCUGGAUAGCGUUUAAACGUGAUGGAGGGUGUUCUAAGAGAUCUGGACUUUUGGUCAUUGAACGACUCCCUGGGCAACAACACUCUUGGAAACGGGACCGGGGGAAACCAGACUGUAAACCCUCUGAAGCGCAACGAAGAAGUGGCCAAAGUGGAGGUGACAGUGCUAGCUCUGGUGCUCUUUCUGGCUCUUGCUGGCAACCUGUGCGUCCUACUCGCGAUUCACACUACCAAGCACGCUCAGUCCCGGAUGUAUUAUUUCAUGAAGCACCUCAGUAUCGCGGAUCUGGUGGUGGCAAUCUUUCAGGUGUUGCCACAACUCAUUUGGGACAUCACAUUUCGGUUUUACGGACCCGACUUUUUGUGUAGGUUGGUGAAGUACUUGCAGAUCGUCGGGAUGUUCGCCUCAACCUACAUGCUCGUUUUGAUGUCGAUAGACAGGUGCUUAGCAAUUUGCCAGCCGCUGCGCUCCUUGCACAGGAGAAAGGACCGUUUUUACGUGAUCGCCUCCUGGGCACUUAGCCUCUUGUUCAGCAUCCCUCAGAUGUAUAUCUUUUCCAUGAGGGAUGUUGGAUCCGGAGUGUAUGACUGUUGGGGGGACUUCGUGCAGCCGUGGGGUGCCAAGGCAUAUGUGACUUGGAUUAGUCUUACCAUCUAUAUCAUACCAGUGGCCAUUCUUAGUAUUUGCUACGGACUGAUAAGCUAUAAAAUAUGGCAAAACUUUAAACUGAAAACCAAAAGGGAACAGUGCAUUACCCUUACCCCUAAGGCUUCAAAAGGCACUGCGCUCUCGCGGGUGAGCAGUGUAAAUUUAAUCUCCAAAGCAAAGAUAACAACGGUCAAAAUGACAUUUGUGAUUGUUGUGGCAUAUAUCGUUUGCUGGACGCCCUUUUUCUUCGUGCAGAUGUGGUCAGCUUGGGAUCCUGCAGCACCCAGAGAAGCAAUGCCCUUCAUCAUCUCCAUGCUGUUGGCCAGCCUAAACAGCUGCUGUAACCCCUGGAUCUACAUGUACUUCGCGGGUCACCUGUUUCACGACCUGCGGCAACGCUUCCUGUGCUGCUCCAGGCUCUACGUGAAGUCCUCCCAGUGCACCUGCGAGCGGGAGUCCAGCCGCAAGAGCAACUCCUCCAACUACGCCAUCAAGAGCACCAGCAGCCAGAAGAGCAUCACACAGACCUCCACCACAUAAACCUCCCAAAUUCUGUAACCACCCCCCCCCCCCACC